Molecule: messenger RNA, 3718 nt
Organism: Mucor mucedo
Lineage: Eukaryota; Fungi; Mucoromycota; Mucoromycetes; Mucorales; Mucoraceae
Exons: 10
Coding region: 340-3687 (1115 amino acids)
Source: RefSeq, a predicted model, not a curated record
CUUGAUGUGCUGUUCAUAUCAACGUCAUAAACCCGUUUCCAAGGUCUUCAAGCAGAGCGUCCCACAAGUUAAGCUGAGAUACGGUGCUGAGAGUUUGGCUUCAGCUGAUUCUGAACGGAAAGAAUUGUCAUAGUAAUAGAAAGCAUUUUUUUGGUGAAAUAUUCUCCCGGAAGAGUGUAAGCAAAUAAGUCCUUAUUAUAAGGAACCCCUUAUAAUAAGGAGUCUACCCGACUUUUGAUUGUUACAUAAAGCUGCUGUGUUACUAAUGGAAAGACGCCUGUUCCCGUUACAUUUAUCUUUUGGCAGCUUUCACUUUCGUGUUGGAGAGGAAUUAAGAAAAUGGAGGAACAGUAUGACUAUUCUCGACAUAAAUACUGUAUAAUUCUAGUUUUUGGUUAUAACGCCAUCGCGUCUGACAUUGUAGCCAUCAAAAAUAUAGUUAUUGAAAAGGAAGAAGUCAAAAGAUCACAAUCCAAAAAGACGAAUGUAGCCUCACUUUUAUAUCAAACUACCACCGAAACCGUUAUAGCCAGCGGUGAAUUAAUUGAGGAUUCAGAAGGGUUUCCAGAAGGCGUUAUUCAUAUCCCCAAUAUUUUUAGCGAGCUCAAGAGAAAUUAUUCCAAUGAUAGGCCAAACUCUCACACACAUGGGGUACGAUACAAGAACUUUCUCCAGGAAGCCAUAAACGUGUUGCAAGGAAUUCCGCGUGAAUGGAAAGAAGCUAAAAAAUGCUUAGAUACUGAUUUUUAUUACGCGGUUAUUAUCCCUUCAAAUUGGGAGUAUGAAACAAGAGAAGAAUUCUUUCGCCCUCUCUUGAUAAAAGCUGGUCUUAUCCAUGAGGAUGACGGUCAGGGCAGAGUGGUUUUUUUUUCAAACAUAGAACCAAUUUUCCGCUAUAUUCAGGAAGAUCAUGAUAUCUUAGGUGAUGUAGAAAUGAAGCUUGGUGAUCAGUACGUUAUAUGCACACUAGAUUAUCAAGGUACAUUUUGUGUGAACCUGGAAUUGGUAUCGGUUCAAUAUCAUAAUUCCACAGUGAUAGAAAGCAAGUGGCUUCCACAAUCAUUAAAACAGGUUCAAUUCACGAUACCAUUUGAAUCAAGGGAUUUAAGAUCACCACUUAUAGCGUAUCUGGAAAAGCUUUGUGGCAACACAAUACCAUCGGAAAUCAUUGAAGCAUUGCUUGUUAUAGUCAGUGAACUAUCCAAAGAUCGGAAACUUGACAUAGUCCCAUCCUUUUUUAAGCCGUUUCAUCGAUUAAAAAAUCUAUAUACUGAACAAUACGGUUUGAAAGAAAGCGAAAUCGAUGAUAUACAGUCAAUAACUAAUGUGGAUAUAUAUAAAAACGUGAAUGGUUUUACUGAUAACAUUUUCAAUUAUCAAAUGGAUAUAUUGCUUCAGGGAACAAGCAAUACAAAAACCAGGUCCAUGGUUAUCUUCGACACAGAACAAGUCAGAGAUCGUUGUUUUUCAGGAAUACUGCUCAAUUUAAUUGAAAGGUGGUCGGAGACAUAUCGCGAGCAAAAAAAAUCGUACGGAUUGAUUGCAAAAGGUGAAGCUUUCAAUUACAGCAGACUUCAAUCUUCCGGAAUUUUGGACUUAAUAGCAUACCAAAUGCAAGUCUUCAACAUACGUAGAGCGCCUGUUAUACUGUCUAAUAACACAGCAAUUGAACAUUCUAAAAGGUUUUCAAAGUCUACAAUUUUAAUCAAUAUUGACAUGCUGCCCACACAGACCAAUACUAUUGUUACAUAUCUGGAUGAGAAUAUGCAGGCCAAGCAGACAAAAACCUUCGAUUGCAACAUGAAACCGUUGGAUAGCUUCAUCACCUACUCAAAAUUAGAACAUAGGCCAAUACUUUAUAUUAACAACAGUCUGAAGCUACUUUUAGAAAAUAUUUUUGGUGACUAUCUUAAACUAUUCUCAACCUCCAACAGACUAAGCAUUACGAGAGAAACACUAUGGAGCUCGGUAUCUACAUUACUAGUUCGAGUUUCACGCAAAAUGCCAAAGAGUCUUUUGAGCAAUUACUAUAGGAUAAAAUCGAGUGCAAAUUGGCGAAAAGAGAUCAGAAAUGUAUUUGUUUCCUCAAAUCCUAACUUACAUAAAAAGCUCAUCAGAAACGUUGAAAUGAAUGACUUUUUAACCUCUAAUGAUGAAUCUUGUAGUGCGAAUAUCAAUUUAUUCACUACCUCUGAUCCAGGUUACAUUUUUUUUUUUAUGAUUACAUACCUAUCUAUUUUCAACAAGCUGCUAGAGGAUAAAUUAGAACAUAACGUAGGAAGUAAGUGGAAAAGCAACAGCAUCUGGUGUGGUGUCUUCAUUGAUAAGAGUUUAUUGGAUAUUGUAUUCGGCUCAAUAAAAAAUUUGGAAAAGUCAUUCUUUGCUUGUGGAAUACUCCAAAAGGGCAACAAUCUUCGAAGAGCAAAAUUCUGUACUCGUGGCGAGGAGAUUUUACCCGCUAUUCAACAGAAAUUAAUAGAUCUGGAGUUUAAGAUGAAAUCUUACUUUGUAGUUGCACAAGUAUUUUCAAAACAUAUUCAACUCACUCUUCAUCAAGUUGUCAUAUUGGCAUCCUCUGAAGAAAAUGCAGCUACAAUUGUUAUUCAGGAUGACAUAUUAGAUAUAGAUGAUGUAUACGAUAGCCUAUGUAAACCGCUUUGGAAAACUAUACAAUCAAAUACCCAAGUUAAUUAUUGCGCCAUACACAAUGACAGAUACAAUGCACAGCAUGAUUUAUAUACUUUCCAAGCAUAUAGUGAUAUUAGCCAAAAUCUUAAGCUAUGCGUUGUUAAACUUUUGGAAAUGAACAAAGCAAGCGUCGACAUGAAUUCCAAAAUACAUUUGAGCAUUAGCAAUAAAUGUACAUGUAGUAUCAGUGUCUCUCUUCGUGACUGUAUAGAGGUAGCCCUUGUGUCAGUCAUAGAGAACAUGGCAACGGUUAUAGCGGCUUCUUUAACCAACAAAAGAUUAUAUGGAAAAUAUGCAGCAAAUUAUAUUUUUGUGUUUGGAGAUCCAUUCAAUGUAUUUUACGGUUCAGUAAUCCACACAAUAUAUACCAUGUUAAUGCAGAAGACAAUUGAUGACGCCGUACAGUUUAAAGAAAAAGAUACAAUAACAUUUGCAUUGGGAGAAUCACUUUACCAAUUGUUAAAGCCUGUAACACACACCAAACCACAUAUGUUGGAACAUUUUAUCACCGGAAAGUUGUGCCGAGUAUCAAGCGAAACAUAUGCGCUGAGGGUUAAAGAAUCUCACACAGGGUUGCAUAUUCCUUUUUCCCGAAUUAACCGUAAUGGCGAUAUCAAAAAUAAUUUAUAUGAGGAUGGUAAUUAUUUAGUAUUUAUUCAAAAGGGGAAGCCAGUUUCGACAAGUAUCUUUGCAAUUCAACUCCAAGAACAUAUAGACAUAUUUACUUUAGAUAUUAUUCAAGCAGCAGAUAACUCCGAAGCUGUUGUUACAAAAAAGUAUUCUGUGUUAGACAGUAAUGCUGAUGGCUCAAAAUAUCGUUUACGUACCAAUAAGUACCGUGGUAGUAUCUCAACAAUAGUGAUGGAAUGUAAACAAAUUAAGUACGAUCUAUCUCUCAAAUUAUUAAGGGAGUGUUCAAUCCUUUAUCAUGACAGUCGUAGAAUUCCCCUUUACGAUUCCCUAAAUAUCAUCGAACCAUUAACACUCGCUUAUAUUUAAAUAAUAAACAACAUAAACUGCUGUAAUAAUA